AUGGCUCUGACUGUGUGUGUGAGACACCUAACAGGGCUGCCUGGCAUCCACGACCGGCAAGUGAGGCUCUGCUUUCGUGGCUUUACUCAGAAAACAAGGAAGAUCCACUGUGGUCGAGAAGCAGACGUUGGUGAGCUGUUCCGCUGGCCCCACUAUGGGUCCCCACUGGCUGGAGAGAGUCUCUUUGUUGAGGUGGUCAACUGUAGCCGCGUGUUCAGCCCCAGGCCGCUGGGGACCCUGGAGAUUUCCCUGCAGCAGCUGCAGGGUGCCGGCCAUUUGGUGCUGCGGGAAGCUCUGGUGGACGAGAGACUCCGCGUGUCCUCGAUCCAGGUGGAGCUUGACCUAAAGUAUCAGCCCCCUGACGGAGCUGCUGGAACCUGGGCAGAGGAGGACUUUGGGACACCCAUUCGAGACAGCUCAGAGUUGAUUAUCCCCAAUGUGGGCUUCCAGGAGAUGGAGCCCGAUGAGGCCCGGCUGGAGCGUCGGACAGUGGCUCUGGGCCGAAGGCUAGCUCGAAGCCUGGGAGCACGGGAUGAUGAAGAGAGCGAACUGGAGCUGGAGCUGGGGCUGGAGGACGAGCCCGACGUGGAGAUUUCUGGGGUGGUGUUCAGCCCCCUCAAAAGCCGUGCCCUGGGCCUGCCCCGGGGGGACCCCUUCGAGGUGUGCAAGGCCCAGGACUUCCAGGUGGGAGUCACAGUGCUUGAGGCCCAGAAGCUGGUGGGAGUCAAUAUCAGCCCCUACGUGGCUGUGCGUGUAGGGGAUCAGCGCCGAGUGACAGCAACGCAGCGUGGAACCAAUUGCCCCUUCUACAAUGAGUACUUCUUGUUCGAAUUUCACGAGACUCGGCUCCACCUCCAAGACUUGCUGCUGGAGAUCACUGCUUUCCACUCGCAGACGCUCCCAUUCAUGGCUACCAGGAUAGGCACCUUCAGGAUGGACCUGGGCAUGGCCUUAGACCAGCCAGAUGGCCACUUCCAUCAAAAAUGGGCUCCUCUACACGAUCCCCGCGACACCCGCGCCGGGACUAAGGGCUUCGUCAAGAUCACCCUGUCCGUGAGGGCGCGUGGGGACCUGCCCCUUCCGCUGCCGCCCCCGUGCCCAGGGACCGGUUCGGACAUAGAGAAGAAUCUCCUCCUGCCCCGCGGGGUGCGGGCCGAGAGGCCCUGGGCACGCCUGCGCGUGCGCGUGUACCGCGCCGAGGGGCUCCCCGCGGUGCGAACCGGGCUCCUGGGCAGUCUGGCCCGCGCCCUUCACGACCAGCACGUCCUCCUGGACCCCUACGUGCGGGUGAGCUUCCUCGGGCAGCAGGGUGAGACUUCUGUGCGCGGAGAGGAGGCAGCUCCCGAGUGGAACGAGCAGCUGAGCUUCGUGGAGCUCUUCCCGCCGCUCACGCGGGCCCUUCGCCUGCAGCUGCGAGACGACGCGCCGCUCACGGACGUGGCGGUCGCCACGCUCGUCCUGGACCUGAGGCAGAUCUCCAACUCGGGUCGUGCGGCGGGGUUUCACCCCACUUUUGGUCCGGCCUGGAUGCCCCUCUAUGGCUCGCUCCCCAGUGACAGGCUUCGGGAUGGUCUUCAGAGUCUCAACGAAGGCCUUGGGGAAGGCAUUUGGUUCCGGGGCCGACUUCUGGUAGCCGUGUCCACGGAGGUGUUCGAAGGCAGAGUUGACCCUAAGUCUCCCCAGACCACGCAGGGGUCCGGAUUGUCACGGCUCACUGGAAAGAAGAAAAAGAAGAACAGGCAGGGUCAGCCCACAGGGGCUGUUCUGCAGCCUGUGGAUGCCGGAGCCAGUGGGGUUGCACCAGAGAUGCCCAGCGCAAUGGACGUGGAGGUGGAGGAGCUGCUGCCUCUGCCAGAGAACGCCCUGGCACCCUGCGAAGAUUUCCUGCUUUUUGGGGUGCUCUUUGAGGCCACCAUGAUUGACCCUUCACUGGCCAAAAAGCCCAUCAGCUUGGAGAUUUCCAUUGGUCGUGCAGGCCGCCGGGAGGAGCAGUUGGGCGGAGGGUCAAGGGCUGACGGGGGACCGGAGGGCAGCACGCUGGAAGCACAGCCUCUCCUGGCCUCUGAGGACAGAGGGUCGGGGCAGGAGGAGGAGGAGUUGCUGGGGACACCUGCUCAGUGGCCUGAGCCUGUGGAUGGCAGUGGGCCAUACCUCUGCUUGCCUCUGCGCCACCAAAAGCCCUGUCUACAUGUGUGGAGCCGCUGGGAGGAUUACACUUGGCGCCUUUAUAGCAGCAACAGUGUGUGCAAAGUAGCCGAGAGGCUGGACCAGGGCCUGCGGGAGGUUGAGAAGAUGCAGCGCAGGUCGGGGCUGGGUGCCUGCACACAACUCAAGCAGACUCUGGAGGAGCUGGUGGCUGGGAGCAGACAGUUCUGCCAGGGUGCUGAGCGCAGGGUGAUGACUCGACCCAACGCCCUGGACCGAUGCCGAGGGAAGCUCCUGACACACAGCCUGAACCUGAUGGCAAAGCAAGGGUUGCAGCUUUUGCGAGGCCUGAGGCAGAACACUCUGCAGAGGAAGGUGGUGCUGGCCAAGAAGCUCCUGGCAAAACUGCGCUUCCUGUCUCGGGAGCCACAGCCACCCCUCCCGGACGUGCUGGUCUGGAUGUUCAGCGGCCAGCGCCGAGUGGCCUAUGCCCGCAUCCCUGCGCAGGACGUGCUGUUCUCCGUGGUUGAGGAGGAACGAGGCCGAGACUGCGGGAGGAUCCAGACUCUGCUGCUCACAGCACCCGGGGCAGCCCCUGGGGAGGUCUGUGCCAAGCUGGAGCUCUUCCUGUGGCUGGGGCUGGGCAAGCAAGCCAAGGCCUGCACCUCUGAGCUGCCCCCGGAUCUUCUGCCUGAGCCGUCGGCUGGGCUGCCCCACAGCCUACACCGGGAUGACUUUAGCUACUUCCAGCUGCGGGCUCACCUGUACCAGGCCCGAGGCGUGUUGGCAGCAGAUGACAGUGGCCUCUCGGACCCCUUUGCACAUGUCCUCAUCUCUACCCAGUGCCGGACCACACGGGUCUUGGAGCAGACACUGAGCCCCUUGUGGGAUGAACUCUUGGUGUUCGACCAGCUGAUUGUGGAUGGCAGGCGAGAACACCUGCGGGAGGAGCCUCCCCUAGUGGCCAUUAAUGUCUUUGAUCACAAUAAGUUUGGCCCUGCUGUGUUCCUGGGCAGGGCAUUUGCAGCCCCAAGAGUAAAGCUGAUAGAGGACCCAUAUCAGCGCCCUGAGCUGCAGUUCUUCCCCCUGAGGAAGGGACCACAGGGCGCUGGAGAAGUCAUUGCCACCUUUGAACUGAUUGAACUGGACUACAGUGGCCGCCUUGAGCCCUCAGUGCCUAGUGAUGUGGAGCCCCAGGAUCUGGCUUCCCUGGUUGAGCCUGUCUCUGGACACCUGUCCCUGCCUCCUAGUGUGCGCCCUGUGCUCAGGGAGUUCCGUGUUGAGGUGCUGUUCUGGGGUCUUCGAGGCCUGGGUCGUGUCCACCUGUUUGAGGUGGAAAAGCCCCAGGUUGUUCUGGAAGUGGCUGGCAGACGUGUGGAGUCUGAAGUUCUGGCCAGCUACCGAGAGAAUCCUAACUUUACAGAGCUUGUCCAGCAUGUGACAGUGGACUUGCCAGAACAGCCCUAUCUACAGCCCCCACUGAGCAUCCUGGUGAUUGAGCGCCGGGCCUUUGGCCGAACUGUCCUUGUGGGUUCCCAUACUGUCCACCACAUGCUCAGAUUCACACUCCAGAGCCAUGAGGAUCCCCCUGAGGAAGAGGAAACAGAGGAGGAGACAGACCUGGUGCCAAAGGGGCCUCAAGGAGAGAAGUCUCUGGACCCUGUCAUGGCUGAAGCAGGAAUAUCCCACCGGCUUCUGAAGGCCCCUCUAAAGAAGCUCACCUUAGGGCUCCUGGGCCAAGGCCCUGAGCUGGAGGAGGACAUCCCAGAGCCGGAAGAGAUGGACUGGUGGUCCAAGUACUAUGCCUCACUGCAGGAGCUCCAGGGGCAGCCCAGCUUCAACGAGGAUGAUAUGGAAGACGCUGGGGAUCCAGAUGGGACCCACCUCAGUUCUACGGACAGGGAGGUUCCGGAGCAGGGGGAGACUGACAUCAAAGGCCCUGUGCCUCGGAAAAAAGCAAUUGCCACCCUGAAGAUCUACAACGGCUCCCUGGAGGAUGAGUUUAACCACUUUGAAGACUGGUUGAGUGUGUUCCCCCUGCACAGAGGGCAGGGCGGCCAGGAUGGAGAUGGACAGGAAGCUUCUGGACACUUCGUGGGCAAGUUCAAGGGGUCCUUCCUCAUUUACCCUGAGUCAGAGGCUGCAUCCUUCUCUGAACCUCAGAUCUCCAGGGGGAUCCCCCAGAACCGGCCCAUCAAGCUUCUGGUCAGAGUGUAUAUAGUGAAGGCUACCAACCUGGCUCCUGCGGACCCCAAUGGCAAGGCAGACCCGUACGUGGUGGUGAGCGCUGGCAAGGAGCAGCGGGACACUAAAGAACGCUACAUCCCCAAGCAGCUCAACCCCGUCUUUGGAGAGGUCCUGGAGCUGAGUGUGUCUCUCCCGGCUGAGCCAGAGCUGACUGUGGCAGUAUUCGACCAUGACCUUGUGGGUUCAGAUGACCUCAUUGGGGAGACCCACAUUGACCUGGAAAACCGAUUCUACAGCCACCACAGAGCCAACUGUGGGCUGGCCUCCCAGUAUGACGUGCAUGGGUACAAUGCCUGGCGCGACGCUUUCCGGCCCUCACAGAUCCUGGCGGGGCUGUGCCAGCGCCGUGGCCUUCCUGUCCCUGAAUACCGAGUUGGGGCUGUCAAGGUGGGCAGCAGAGUCUUUUUGACACCGACUGAGGCCCUGCCUUCAGAUGGCAGGGAUCCCACGGUGACAUGUGAGGCUUCGGAAGAGGCCCAAGCAUUGCUUGUGCUGCGGCGUUGGCAGGAGAUGCCAGGAUUUGGGAUCCAGCUGGUACCUGAGCACGUGGAAAUUCGGCCCCUGUACCACCCCCGCAGUCCAGGGCUGCUGCAGGGAUCCCUUCAUAUGUGGAUUGACAUCUUCCCCAGUGAUGUGCCUGCCCCACCCCCCGUGGACAUCAAACCUCGGCAGCCGAUCAGCUACGAGCUCAGAGUUGUCAUCUGGAACACGGACGAUGUGGUUCUGGAUGACGUGAAUCCACUCACUGGGGAGAUGUCAAGUGACAUCUAUGUGAAAAGCUGGGUAAAGGGGCUGGAGCAUGACAGACAGGAGACAGAUGUCCACUUCAACUCCUUGACCGGCGAGGGCAACUUCAACUGGCGCUUCGUGUUCCGCUUUGACUACCUGCCCACGGAGCGGGAGGUGAGCGUCCGGCGCAAGCCUGGACCCUUCGCCCUGGAGGAAGCAGAGUUCCGGCAGCCCGCUGUGCUGGUCCUGCAGGUCUGGGACUACGACCGAAUCUCUGCCAACGACUUUCUUGGAUCCCUGGAGCUGCAGCUACCCGACAUGGUGAGGGGGGCCCGGGGCCCGGAGCACUGUUCUGUUCAGCUAGCCCUCGAUGGGGCAGGGCCAAGGUGCAAUCUAUUUCGCUGCCAUCGAUUGCGGGGCUGGUGGCCGGUGGUGAAGAUAAGGGAAGUGGACGAUGUGGAGCGGGAGGCCAGAGAGGCUCAGGCUGGCAAGAAACGGAAGAGGAGGAGGAGAAAGGGACGGCUGGAGGACUGGGAGUUCACAGACGCUGGCGGCAACGUCUACAUCCUCACGGGAAAAGUUGAGGCAGAGUUUGAACUGCUGACUGUGGAGGAGGCAGAGAAGCGGCCAGUUGGGAAGGGGCGAAAGGAGCCAGAGCCUUUGGAGAAACCCAACCGCCCCAAAACCUCCUUCAACUGGUUUGUGAACCCCCUGAAGACCUUUGUCUUCUUCAUCUGGCGCCGGUACUGGCGCAUCCUGCUGCUGCUGCUGCUGCUGGCUCUCAUCACCAUCUUCCUCCUCCUCGUCUUGUACACCAUCCCUGGACAGAUCAGCGAGGUCAUCUUUAACCCCAUCCACAAACACUAA
Molecule: messenger RNA, 5988 nt
Organism: Psammomys obesus (fat sand rat)
Lineage: Eukaryota; Metazoa; Chordata; Mammalia; Rodentia; Muridae
Product: fer-1-like protein 4
Exons: 45
Coding region: 1-5988 (1995 amino acids)
Biological process (GO): plasma membrane organization
Cellular component (GO): membrane
Source: RefSeq, a predicted model, not a curated record